Molecule: messenger RNA, 705 nt
Organism: Acyrthosiphon pisum (pea aphid)
Lineage: Eukaryota; Metazoa; Arthropoda; Insecta; Hemiptera; Aphididae
Exons: 1
Coding region: 1-705 (234 amino acids)
Source: RefSeq, a predicted model, not a curated record
AUGCGAGAAUACCAAGAUUCAAAUCACAUGGAAAAAGUACUACCACAUGACGAGCACCAACCAGUGAUUUACAUACCUCAUCGCCACAUCUGCCGGCCAACGAGUACCACUACAAAACUUAGAGUGGUUUUUGAUGGGUCAAGUAUCAUGGACAGUGGUCUGGCAUUAAAUGACUAUCUACUAAAGGGACCUAAACUCCAAAAGGAUAUUAUUUGUAUUUUAAUAAAUUUUCGGUUUUCUAGGUAUGUCUUCAGUGCCGAUAUAAAGCAAAUGUUUCGACAGAUGCUCAUACAUCAUAAGUAUCGUCCAUACCAGUGCAUACUCUGGCGCAAUGAGCUAACUGGACCAGUUAUACCGUACCGUUUAAACACAGUCACAUACGGGAUGGUGACGUCACCGUAUCAAGCCCUUCGCACGUUAAGACAACUAUCUGAGGAUGAGGAGGCCACAUAUCCAGUCGCGUCCAAAUUGUUGAAACGUGAUUUUUAUGGGGAUAAGGUAAUGACCGGUAUGGAUACAACCGACCAAUUAUUAUGUCUUCAACAGGAGUUGAAUAGUCUACUGGAACGUGGUGGAUUUAAGCUACGGAAAUGGGCAAGUAAUUGUCCUGCCAUUCUAGAGAAAGUACCAUUGGAGCAUCGCGUCACACAGCUCCCUCUACACAACGAUUCGGAUACAGCCGUCAAAUUGUUGGGUGUUUCCUAG